This is a messenger RNA of Camarhynchus parvulus, 2005 nucleotides long. RefSeq names its product glutamate ionotropic receptor NMDA type subunit associated protein 1 (gene GRINA). NCBI's taxonomy places the organism in Eukaryota, Metazoa, Chordata, Aves, Passeriformes, Thraupidae. The transcript is spliced from 7 exons. Gene Ontology annotation, biological process: negative regulation of apoptotic signaling pathway. Bases 93 to 1139 code for a protein of 348 amino acids. Gene Ontology annotation, cellular component: Golgi apparatus; membrane; endoplasmic reticulum. The record is from RefSeq and is a predicted model, not a curated record.
CCUGCAAAGCCCCGCCCCGCCCGGCGCGCAGCGAGCGGACCCCGCGCAGCUCGGCCCGGCCGCACCAAGGCGGCCGCAGCCUGCACGCCACCAUGUCCCACGAGAAGAGUUUCCUGGUGACGAGCGACGGCUUCGGGGGCCAGCAGCCGCCCACAGCCCCUCCAGCCUACCCCCAGCCCCCGUACCCCGUGGCCCCGUACCCACAGCCCCAGUUUGGCCCCACGCCCUACCCGCAGCCGGGCUUCACGCAGGGGCCGGGGCCGUACCCGCCGCCGGGGCCCUACCCCCCCGCCGGGCCGUACUCCCCCGGGCCGUACCCCCCGCCCGGGCCCUACCCCCAGGGCCCCUAUGGCCAGCCGCCCUAUGCCCAGCCCCAACCCAUGGUCCCCGGAGACCAGGACUCCCCCCUGCACAGCACCUACCACGAGGACGGGCCCCCCUCCUACUAUGACAACCAGGACUUCCCAUCAGCGCACUGGGAUGACAAGAGCAUCCGGCAGGCCUUCAUCCGCAAGGUCUUCCUGGUGCUCACGCUGCAGCUGACCGUCACCUUCGCCUUCGUGACCGUCUUCACCUUCGUCAAAGGCGUGCGGGGCUUCGUGCAGCGCAACGUGUGGACGUACUACGUGUCCUACGCCGUGUUCUUCAUCUCCCUCAUCGUCCUCAGCUGCUGCGGCGACUUCCGCCGCAAGCACCCCUGGAACCUCGUGUCCCUGUCCAUCCUGACUGUCAGCCUGUCCUACAUGGUGGGGAUGAUCGCCAGCUUCUAUGACACCGAGGCUGUCAUCAUGGCUGUCGGCAUCACCGUCGUCGUCUGCUUCACCGUGGUCAUCUUCUCCCUGCAGACCAAGUACGACUUCACCUCGUGCCGGGGCGUGCUCAUCAUCUGCCUGGUCGUGCUCGUGCUCUUCUCCAUCCUCUGCAUCUUCAUCCGGAACCGCAUCGUGGACAUCGUCUACGCCUCGCUGGGGGCCCUGCUCUUCACCUGCUUCCUGGCGGUGGACACGCAGCUGAUCCUGGGCAACAAGCAGCUGGCGCUGAGCCCCGAGGAGUACAUCUUCGCCGCGCUCAACCUCUACACCGACAUCAUCAACAUCUUCCUCUACAUCCUCGCCAUCAUCGGCCGGGCCAAGGAGUAGCCGCUGCCCCUGCCCAGCCCCGCCGCUCCCCGCGGCCCCGCCCCGGUCGGGAUCCCCUCCCCGUAGCCGGUUUUGUCGCCGUUCUCAUCGCGUUCCCCGGCGGUUCCUGCCCCGCGGGGGCUCGCUGGUGCGGGGCUGGCACAGCCCCCCCGGCCCCCUGCUCCUCCCCGCUGUGAAUACGAUUCUCCCCCCCCACCCCGUUGCGUUGAACGCGGACUGGAAGCACUUUGGAACCCCCUCUGUCCUGUCCUGUCCCCACCACGCUGUCCCCUCCCUGUCACCACUCCGGCUGCACAGGCAGGGGCAGUGCCAGCAGCACUGCAGACCCCCGAGCCACUGUCCCUGCCUGUCCCCACCCCAGCCCCCCUGUGCCACCUGUGGCACCUCCAGACAUCCCCGAGGCACCGUUCCCACGUGGAUGUACCACCAGAACCCCUCGAGCCACUGUCCCUGUCUGUCCCCAGACCCCCUGAGCCUGUGGCACCCUCAGACCCUCCUGCUCUGAGCCACUGUCCUCAUGUGGAGACACUCCCAGACCCUCCCCAGGCCACCAGCCCUGCCCAUUGCCACCUGCCUGUCCCCACCCCCCUGCCACAGCCCCGCCUGUGGCACCCCCAGACCCCCCUGCCCUCCCUGCGUGGCCGAGGCCCCAUCCUGGUCCUGCUGUUAAUAAAUUGUCUUGUUCAUCUCCCACGGCUCUGGCUCCAUCCCAGGGUGUCCUGCUGUCCCCACCACGUUCCAGCUGGGGUCAGGUGCCACCAGGGCUGAGGACAGCCAGGGGACAAGAAGGCUCAGGGAGAGACCCCAGCAGGACUGCAGGAGGCAGCCAGGUGAGGUUGGGUCCUGUUUCCUGAGGCUGACGGGAG